This is a messenger RNA of Pseudoliparis swirei, 3726 nucleotides long. It is a transcript of the gene tsc1a, whose product is annotated as TSC complex subunit 1a. Gene Ontology annotation, biological process: negative regulation of cell population proliferation; regulation of cell cycle; negative regulation of TOR signaling. The transcript has 22 exons. Gene Ontology annotation, cellular component: TSC1-TSC2 complex. The record is from RefSeq and is a predicted model, not a curated record. Lineage: Eukaryota; Metazoa; Chordata; Actinopteri; Perciformes; Liparidae. The coding region runs from base 268 to 3480 and encodes 1070 amino acids.
AGAGUUAGAGUUAAAACACAUUCAAUGAAUAUGACAGAGUGUAUGAAUAGCUCGUAGUAGGCAUAUUCCACGAUGGAGACCUCCACGAUCCAUCAGGAAGAUGGAGGUAGGGGUGGAGGGAUUUUCUGCUGUAUUAGAGGUCAAUAUUUGCUCCAUUAAUUCGAUGCACUUUAUAAAUGUCGAUAAAGAAAUGUCGCGUCGGUGGAGGCCCGUUCGUCCUAUGUUCUCCUCCGGCCCUGAACGCCCCGUGACGCGCCGGACAGCUGCAUGUGGGCGGGGCUUCGUGUUGCUCAACAUGGCUGCGCCCUGCUCGGAUCAACAGGUCUGAAGGUGUCCAAUAUGUCCAGCCUGCAGAGUAUCAGUGAGCUCCUGCUCUCAUUGGACAGUCCAGAGCUGCAGGAGGCGGAGCAAGUCAGAGCAGCCAUCAAUCAGCAGCUAAGCACAGACCGAGGAGGUGCGGUCCUGUCCUCUCUGGUGGACUACUACCUGGACUCGUCCUCCCCUCAGGUGGUGCUCCUCCUCUCCUCCAUCAGAGAGCCUCAUCACAAGCCGCUGCUGGAGAAGCUGAACGAAGCUCUGAACAGACCUGGAUCCAGACUGACUGGUCUGACCCUGCUGGGUCACCUGGUCCGGAACCAGCCCCCCUGGGUCCAUCACAUCAGCCGCUCGGCUCUGCUGCCGUCGCUGCUGCGCUGCCUCAAGACGGACUCCGACGUGGUGGUCCUGGUCUCCGGGGUCCUGGUCCUCAUCACCCUGCUGCCCAUGAUCCCUCAGGCCGGGAAGCAGCACAUCUACGACUUCUUUGACGUGUUCGGACGCCUCGUUUCCUGGAGCUACAAGAACCCUGGUCAUGUGCUCGCGGUCCACAUGCUCCACCUCCAUGCGGCCGCGUAUUCUCUGUUCCACCGGCUCUACGGGAUGUUCCCCUGCAGCUUCAUCUCCUACCUGAGGCUCCACUACAGCAUGAAGGAGAACCUGGACGCCUUCCAGGAGGUCGUCAAGCCAAUGUUGGAACAUGUUAGGGUUCACCCAGAGUUGGUCACAGGGACUCAGGACUAUGAACUGGACCCAUCCAGGUGGAGGUGUCAUGAGGUCCAUGACAUCGUGAUCGAGUGCUCCAGAGUGUCUCUGGACCCUCUGGAGUCGUCCUGUGAGGAGGACAUGUACUCCUCCAUCAGAGACCCGCCCCCCUCCCCCCUCCCCCACCUCAACCUCACCUGCAGUCCUAUAAACACAGAGAGUGUUAGCAGCUCAGGUUGGUCAGUUUGCUCUCAGCUACUCUCUGAAGGUCUGAACAGCUCCUACAUCCAGGCUGAUGUCACAUGGAGUCCCUCAUCACAAUGUGGUUUAUCGACGCCCCCUCCUGAACCUGCUGCUACAGGCUCCGCCCCCCCAACCAGCAGGACCGCCUCCAUCUCAGGUGUGACAUGUCCCUCGUCAGCCUCCUUCCCAGCGACACCACUGACUAAAGAAAACCAAGAUGGCGGCCACAACAAGGAGCAGGUGAAGCUGGUCACGCAGCUUGAGUCGUCCAUCCAGCCAAUCACAGAGUUGGAGGGAAGUGGUGAUGUCAUCAAUAACAUCACAGAAAAUGUGCAGUCCUCCUCCUCCCAGCCGGCCCUCCUCACCUCCACCCCCCGUCGGGAGGAGCCCUCUCCUCCUGACUCCCUCUGCUUCACCCCCUCUCGCCCCUCCUCCACCACCCAGACGCCAGAGGGAGGCUCCGCCCUCUCCGCUCAGAGCUCUGCCUCUCCGUACGAGCUCCUGUUUGAACUCGCUCUGCCGCGAGCCGCCGCGCUCUUCAUCGGGAGGAUGACUCAGGAAGUGCUGCAGAAAGCUGAGAAGGGAGGAGGAGUAGUAGGAGGAGGAGGAGGAGGAGGAGGAGAGGAGGAGCAGACCUCCAUCUCUCCUUUGGAGGUUCUGGAUCAGCUGAUUGUUCACGGACACGACGCCCAUCAACACCUGGGCAGGAGGUUGUCAGCAGUGAAUAAGUCCGUGGAUCGGAGUAAUUUUGGAGGUAAACAGCAGAGCAUGAAAACUAAAGGCCCCGCCCAGGGGGAGGAGCUUCAGUCACUGAGGAGUCAGCUGUUAUUGGUCCACAGUCAGCUGCAGUACGAGCGGUUCAAACGCCAGCAGCACGCCGUCAGGAACCGCCGUCUGCUGCGGAGAGUCAUCAACGGCACAGCAUUGGAGGAGCACGCUGUCGCCAUGAAGGGUCAGCUGAGCGUUCAGGACGAGGAGAUCCGCUCUCUGAAGUCCAGCCUGCAGGACGAACACAGACGACACACACACCUGCAGCACGACGCACACACACACACAACCCAGCUGCACACACACAACCAGCUGCUGCUGCUGCAGCAACAGGACGAGCAGAGAGACAAGCUGAGGCUCAAGAGCGAGCUCCAGGAGUGUCAGAACAGGUUAAGAGACCUGGAGGCGGAGCUUCAGAAGGCCAACAACAAGUCUUACAAUGCAGAACACCAGCUGACACAGCUGUCACUCAAGUUGUGUAGCAGUGAGCAGCUGCAGCAGCAGAUCUUCCUGUUGAACCAGCAGCUCGUUCUGCUGAGAGAAACUAACAAAGCUCUGAGUGAACAUCUGGAAGGAGGACACACACACCAGGACACGGAGGAGGCCAUGCUGCAGUGCAGUCUGGGUCAUGAGUUCCAGCGGCUGAAGGACAGUGACGUUCAGCAGAGACAGAAGCUGGAAGCAGCCAAUCACAGGACGGCAGAGCUGGAGGACCAGCUGGCCAAGAAGGACCAGCUGGUCCUGGACCAGAAAAAGCUCCUGGAGGACACCAAGACCCAGAGCAGAGGCGAGCUGGCGGCCUGUGAGAGCCGCUGUGAGGCUUUGAGGAGAGUCACCCAGACGCUUCAGACGGAGACGCUUCACCUGUACAGCCAGAUCCACCUGGAGGCGCACAGCCGGCCUCAGGACUUUAGGCCAAACAAUGCCAGCGUUGCUGUACCAGCUCCUCAGGGCCACAAGCCCCGCCCCUUCUCUUCUUCUGCUGGUAUAGUAAACGGAGCUGCGGCGACCUUCUCCACCUCCCCUCUGCACCUCCUCUGCUGCUCCUCCUCCCCCAUGAACCUCUUCUCCUGCUCCUCCUCCCCCCUGGCUGUCGGCUCCUUCCUGGAGCAGCGUGCACGGCAGCUGUUCAGACCGACCAAUCACAGCCAGGAGGAAGGGGAUGAAGAGGGGGAGGAGGAGGAUGGGGACGAGGAGAACGAGGAGCAGGAAGAAGAGGAGGAGGAGCAGAAGGCCCAGCCAGGUAGCCCUCCUCUGUGUCAAGAAGCAGAGAUCCUCCUUGCAGGGAGUCCUCAGCCGGAGCCCUCCAGCCGGACGCGAGUUCACAGCCAGACCUCCAGCCGGACCUCCUCUGGACCUCCAGCACCUCCUGCAGACCUGACGCUCGCUGUCCGGCAGAGGAGGCACGAGCUCAGCAUCAUGGAUUACGAUGAGACGCUGCACGAGUAGUGGGGGGGGGGGAUGAUGGUGUUGAGUCAGAUGGAGGUGGAGAUAAAGGCUUGGCUAACUAGUUCAGGACCUUCAGUCGCCUCCGAUAAGGAAAUCAUAAACCUUAUGAAAACUCAGUGAUCAUUAAAUAAAACAUUUAGGCUCUUUUAAUGUGAAGCUUGAGCAAACGGCUAACAUGCUAUGCUACGUGCUUUGUUUGAAGUUUAUUGAAUCAAUAAAUUCAGAAUAAAACUUUGUCCAAACUUU